Messenger RNA from Durusdinium trenchii, 357 nucleotides. NCBI's taxonomy places the organism in Eukaryota, Dinophyceae, Suessiales, Symbiodiniaceae. The record is from the annotation of a GenBank genome assembly.
AUGCAGUUUCAGCAUUUGCAGCGACAUCACUCACCUGUGCCUGAUGUUGGCGGCAUGCAACAGUGUGGCCAGGGAUUUAGUUUUUUGCAACACCCUCAACAGAGGUGUGCGUCCCCAAUUCCGCAGCAGAUGCAGACCCCACCGAACUUCUACCAAGAUGAGGCGCAUUUUCCGUUGGUGGAUGUGGUGUUGGAAUGCCACUCGCGAGAUGAGAAAUGGGGAAUCUCGCUGGGCUCCACUGACACAGACUUUGUGCGGGUGCAAGGUGCGGUCGAUCGCGCCGGGGUCGCCAGCCGACCGUUGGAAUGCAUGCCUGCCAAUUUGGUGUUCCUGAGAAGGCCUAAGAGAGGUGGAUAG